AGUGGGGAGAGAAAUGAGGUGUGAGUGAAGAGAAAGGAGGAGAGACAUAAGGAGAGAGAGAGAGAGAGAGAGGGCGCCCACGUCGUCCGCCUUCAUGAGCAUACGCUCAGUGCGGAGAGAGCAAGAGCGCGAGACAGGGAGCGCGAGAGCGCGAGGCGAGAUAGAUAGAGCGAGAAAAGGAGAGAGAGAGAGAGAGAGAGCAGUGCUGUGUCAGUGCGAGACUCGAAGCAGCUCUCCAUCCACUCAGCGCGGGAGAAGAGAAGAGGCUCGCGCGACAGCGCUGCGUUCUGAAGAUGCUCCGCGCUGCGCUGCUGCUGCCGCUGCUGGUGUGUGUGUGUGCGUGUGUGGGUUUGUGCUCGGCGGCGCUGCCCGGAGCCUCCGGCCGCGACGACAGCGGCAAUUUUCUGGACGACAAAUGGCUGACAGGACGGUGGGACAAAUUUCGAGACGAAGUAGAGGAGCCUGGAUCGUGGAACCCUGGGAAGCCUUUUGAUCAAGCUCUGGAUCCUGCCAAAGAUCCAUGCUUGAAGAUAAAAUGUGGCCGACACAAGCAAUGUGUGGCUGAAGACUACAAAACACCCACCUGUGUUAGCCAGCGCAGGAUGAGUUUCACUAAGGGAAUGGGUCUGAACCCAGCACAGCUGAAGUGUAAGAGAUGUCCAGUGGUGCAUCCAUCACCAGUCUGUGGAACAGACGGACACACUUACUCUACCAAGUGUAAACUGGAGUAUCAGGCGUGUAUCUCUGGGAAGCAGAUUUCUGUGAAAUGUCCAGGACAGUGUCCCUGCUUAUCACAAUCGAACAACCCUUUGGAGAAGAGAGACUGCAGUGAUGCUGAAAUGAGUGACGUUGCAAGAAAACUGAGAGAUUGGAUCAGAGAUCAACAUGAAGGCGGGAAUCCCAGCAAGAAACUCAAGUUCCAGAAACCAGAUAAGAGAGUGGACAUGAGUAAGGUGCCUCUCUGUAAGGAUUCCCUAGGCUGGAUGUUCACCAGACUGGAUGUCAACUUUGACCUGCAUCUGGACCAAACAGAGCUCGCAGGCCUGGGUCCGGAGAAGAACGACGCCUGCAUUAAGGCCUUCCUCAGGUCAUGUGACACAGGCCGAGACCAGCUCAUCUCCAGCCAGGAAUGGUGCUUCUGCUUUCAGAGACACCAGGAUUCUCCCUGCCAAUCAGAGAUUACCAGUAUCCAUGAGCAACAAGCUGGGAAGAAGUUAUUGGGUCAGUACAUCCCCUCCUGCGAUGAGGACGGUUUCUAUAGGUCUCACCAGUGCCAUGGCAGCAGCGGCCAGUGCUGGUGCGUCGAUCGCUAUGGAAACGAGGUUGCUGGGUCACGCACGAUGGGGCCUGUCGAAUGCGCUCCUGUGGUGGAAUCUUCCGGAGACUUCGGCAGCGGUGACUCCCUGCUCUCCGAUGACGAGGACGACGAUUUCCUGAACGACGAAGAGGAGGUGGGAGAUGAUGAAGAAUAUGAUGAUGAUGACGAUGACGAUGGCUACCUGUCAUAAUCCACUUUUCUUUUUUUUUCUAAAAAAAAGGGGAAACCAAAAAAAAAAAAAGAAGGCAGAGACGUUUGUUUGGUCCUAAAGCGCGUUUUUAGGCAACACUGGCAGAAAUCUGUACUAAUAUUACUAAUGGCUUAGACAAAAAGAUAUAUCUUCCUCUUGGUGUGUAACAUUUGUACAAAAAUUAAUACAGUUAUUCCUGAUAUAAAUGCAUUUUAUUUUUCUUAUGUCAAUGUUUUUGAUCCUUAGGAUAAGUUAUCCACAGUAGCCCUUGGGACAGUAACUAGGAGUGAUCAGAAGGGUUUUGUUAGAGAUAGAAGUAUUACGCUUAGGAUUUAGCGUGGACACACACACACACACACAUUCACACACAGGCAUGUACGAACACAUGAGUCCUAUUUUCAGCGAGAAACUGAAAAUUUUCUGUCUGAAAGGGAAGCAGGCAUACCCCCCCCCACACACACACACACACCUGAUGGCAUGUUUCUAACCAAUUUCAUCCUUGUUUCAUAUUUGUUUGUGUGUAUGUGCGUGUGUAUAUAUUUUCCUGUACAUUGUCAGUGCUUUAGAGCUGAGAUUACUGAUUAUUGCACUUUUUUGGUUUGUAUUUCGAUGAAAUAAACUAUGAGAUUAAUUCAUUUUACAUGCAGAAAAAAAAAAUCUGCUUUAAUAAGCCAUUAUUAUUACAUAUUCAUCUGAAGUCAGUUUAAAUUGUCAGGGGAGGAUGGUCAAAACACUUCAACUCAGUGGCUGAAGAGACAUAAUACUAACCACAUAGCAUCAGGUUUUUUGGAUUUCCAGUUUGUGGGCUGACAAACUAUAGAUCAGGUAUAUUGGAGCAGGAAGAAACAUUCUAUGUCUAAAGCCCAUUUUACACCAGGUGUGGUAACCGGUCACGUGACGCAUCAUGCGUAAUAUGCACCUAUAUCAAUCAGUGCAGCCUUUCACACCGGCUACAUGCAUCAAGCGGAGCUGCAGCGGUAAUGUGAACAUGAAGUUUUUAGCUGUAAACAGUGCAACAUUCUGGAUUCUUGCUAUAUUGUGCAAUCUAUGCCCAUAAUCAAAACAGCAUACAGCUACAUUUUAAGUUGGAGCAGCAGAAUUGUUAGAGUCCACUGAAGAACCAUCCUCUUACAGAAUGUUAGUAGCUAAUAGCUUUGCUAAAGUUUAUUUCAUUUGAAAACAGAACAAUGUCAAAAAACGUGUUUCACUAACACAACUUGACGUGCGAGUUGCGUCCGGUGUGAAAUAGGAAGCGUUGAGGAACAGUGUAGGCUUGCUGUGCGUGCCGCGUUGCUUCUAGUGUAAAAUUAGCUUAACAAACACAGUUUUUCAUUGUUAUCUGUUACCUGUUAGCAGUCCUAGGAUGUGCGGUGCCUUUGAGUGGAAAAGAGAGGGAGUGAGUUUCAGGCGACAUUGUAAAAGGUUUUAGCGUAAAAUGUUGGAAGUUUGACUGUCAUACAGCAGAGAGGGCCUCACCUCUACAUGAAGUCUCUGUGUUUUGGUUUUUUGGUAGGAGAACGUAUAUGCGAAUAGUUUGUACAUUACCGUAUACCGUUCCAACAUACAGUUGUAGAUGUUCAACCUCAAACGUGUCCUAUGUGUUGUUUGUUGACUUGUUUGCAUUCUUGGAUUUGAUUUGGACUUUUUUUAUUCGUUAGCGAUCUUGCACUCAAAGCUAUGAGAUUUUCCUUCUGCGGUCACUUUUGAUCGUUACCGUGUUCUGCGAAAUUUCCCGCUUGUUUGAGUUUGGAAAGGUUGGUGGAGGUGCUAGGAUGGGGGAAAAAACAGGACUCUCUUUUCCCAUGUCCACAUCUGUCCAGCUAUUGUCAUAGAAGUGACAAAUGCAUUUUUCUUUUUUCUUUUUUUUUUACAGUGUAUGUAAUAUUUGCCGAUAAUAAAGUUCUAUUGACCAGA
Messenger RNA from Colossoma macropomum (tambaqui), 3422 nucleotides. It is a transcript of the gene spock3, whose product is annotated as SPARC (osteonectin), cwcv and kazal like domains proteoglycan 3. NCBI's taxonomy places the organism in Eukaryota, Metazoa, Chordata, Actinopteri, Characiformes, Serrasalmidae. Gene Ontology annotation, molecular function: protein binding; calcium ion binding. The record is from RefSeq and is a predicted model, not a curated record.